This is a messenger RNA of Pieris brassicae (large cabbage white), 1982 nucleotides long. RefSeq lists its product as uncharacterized. The transcript is spliced from 2 exons. Bases 256 to 852 code for a protein of 198 amino acids. The record is from RefSeq and is a predicted model, not a curated record. NCBI's taxonomy places the organism in Eukaryota, Metazoa, Arthropoda, Insecta, Lepidoptera, Pieridae.
UAACGCUAUAGUGUAAAGGGUACACCUCGAUGGUGUAUUUUUAUUCUAUGCUUCACAGUUAGAGUUAUCACCAACUUCAUAGUCAUAAAUAAUAGAUGGAUGUUAAACUUUAUUAACAUUUAGGAGGAAAUGUGAGAUUUUUAUUUGGCAAAAUUUCACUUUACAUAGUGGCAGUAUUCCAUUGCAAAGGUUUCAUAUUAAUAAAUGGUUAAUAUUUCUUGGGUUAGUGUUCUUAUUAAAAUAAAAGUUUAAAAAAUGGCGACUGUAUUUGAUAGUCCAUUUAUUCGACAACGUUUACAUCGCCUACGGCACCGUGAUUUCGAAUUAGAUGAAGAGCAAAGAUUUGGGCGAUGUGAUUGUACCAGCUAUUCCUACUUCGUUCUUUCCAUGGUUUUAUUUUCAGUAGGUACAGUUAUUACUGUGCUUGCUCUUGGAGAGGCCGACGGAUAUAUUUUGAGUAAUUUAGGACAUAUGUGGCUCGUGGGACCUAUAUUCAUAUGUUCGGGUAUGAUGGUGGCUGUAAAAAGCAUGCUAUACCUACGGAGAAAAAGUGUUAUUCAAAUGCUCCUGCAUCAGCGUGCGAUUAUUAGGGACAUGGCAAGUAUUCAAGCAGAAUAUAGUACUCAAGUUCCUAGAACAGCAUCCAGUGCAACCUUGCCACCAUCAUAUGAUGCACUCAUUGCAAAUGCUGCAACAAGCAAACCUCAACCAUCAAGUUCUGACCCGCCUCCACCCACCUAUGAUGAAGCUAUAUAUUUGAUAGGUGAAGAAAAAUUUCAUAUUGAUAACAAUAUAGAUGCUAAAGACGAAACCAGUAACCAAACAAAUACUACAGAAGACAUUAAGCCUUAAAUUUAGAUGCAUAGCAUGGUCACUAGAUAUUUAAAAAAUUUACUUAAUUUUUGUACUUAUGUUCUAUAACAUAGUCAACUUUAUCAUAGUAUUCUUAUAGUGCCUAGAAAUUACCUUUUUAGCACAGUUGUUAUGUUAGGAUUUACAUAUUAUGGUAAUAUUAAAAAGUUCAUGACUAACUUUUAUCAUGAAUUUUGUCCGUAGUUGUGCCUAAUAUGUAUAAAUAAGCUGUUAUAUUAUAAGUACUAACUAAUGGAGUCUCUUGACAUAGCUUUACAUAAGUAUUUAUAAAUACUUAUAGCUGAAGCAAUAUUUAUUAAGAAAUUGGAAUCCUUUGUAGACAUUGGCUUAAUAUUAACUGUGAUUGAAUGUCUUAAACUUGUAAGGUCAAAUCACCUGUGAUAAGAAAUUUUAAUUGGGCUUGUAACUUAUAGGAACAUUUUAAAUCAGAUUAUUAUAGUUUAAAGCAGUCACCAUAACAAAUGUAUUAAAAUUGAUUUCUAAAGUACAUUAACAUUUAAAAAUACUUACAAAUUGUGUUGCAAGCCCAAUUCACUUAAGAUAUGCCUAGUGAUGUCAUAAAACAUUUGUUUCCGUUGAUCAGAUGUUAUGUUAUCUAUCUAUAGUCAUGACAUCAACUGAUAUUUGAAUAAUGUGUUGUAAUCCUAUUUAAAAAAAUGUAUGAACACAAAAAUUACUUUGGAAUGGAAAUCAUAAGAAAAUAUUGUUUUCAUGUACCUAGUUUAAACAUAUAAAUUCAUCAUUUUGUAUUGUAAUAGUUUUGUUGUGGUUACAAGGUUACAAUUUACUGUUUUUAAUGCAUUUCAAUGAUGUGUAGGUCUUUUUGAAGACUAUGCCAUUUAUUUUUCUGUGAAGUUUUCUCUAUUUAUUUAUCAACUUUCAUACAUUGCUGAUAUGGAUUAAGAAAAAAUAUGUUCAUCAGAACUAUAAUAUUGGUUGGUAGGAAGUUCAAUUUCAACUUAAAAUGUUGUGAAGACUGAAGCAUAUACCAUUUACAUUGUUGAAAAUUUAUAUCAAACAUUUUUUAAACUAAUGUUGUAUUUGUAUAUAGAAUAAUGUUGAUCUGAAUGAUGUACUUUCAUAAAAAAGAAAAAAAUACAUCUAUAUUU